Brassica napus (rape) is the source of this 2947-nucleotide messenger RNA. RefSeq lists its product as uncharacterized. The coding region runs from base 1 to 471 and encodes 156 amino acids. The transcript has 3 exons. The record is from RefSeq and is a predicted model, not a curated record. NCBI's taxonomy places the organism in Eukaryota, Viridiplantae, Streptophyta, Magnoliopsida, Brassicales, Brassicaceae.
AUGGAAAAGCCUGGAGUUGCAACAGCUGCAAAGAUAAGUGAGAGCACAAGAUUUUAUCCCUACUUCAAGGACUGUAUUGGAACUAUCGAUGGUACACAUAUUUUUGCAAUGAUACCAACUUCUGAUGUUCCAAGCUAUCGUAAUCGCAAAGAAUUUAUAUCACAAAAUGUCUUUGAUGCUUGCAACUUUGAUUUGGAAUUCAUGUAUGUUCUUAGUGGAUGGGAAGGAUCAGCUCAUGAUUCAAAAAUUUUAAGUAAUGCUUUGACAAGGCACGGUAGCAGAUUAACCGUUCCAGAAGGUAUGUACCUAAGUUCGGAAGUGAUCCCUCCAAACAAUGAUCAAUCAAAUUUUGAAGAAGUUGUACAUGUUGGUGCUCUUGAAUCUCAGCAAAGAGAAUAUGCUAACAACUGGAGAGACACAAUAGCUUUAAGCAUGUGGAAUGACGCUGUAGAAGCGGGAAGUCAGCGUUAAUGGUGAGAUAUAUCAAUAAAAUAAUUUCAUAUACUUCUAGUUUUCUCAACGAUUUAUAACUCAUUUUCAUUUAUGAUGGUGUUAUUUUCUGGAUUUAUCAUUUUGAUGUGCUGUUGUGACUUUGGAAUCUCUUUCAUAGUUUUUCUAUGGAUAAAAGAAUUAUGGGUUUAUCAUUUUGAUGUGUUGUAGUGUGACUGUGCAUGAAAUCUAUUUAAUAGUUAUAUAUAUGCAUGUUUGAUAAAAGAGAUUAUAUGGAAUUGAUAAUGCUUCUCACGUAUAUCAUAUUUGCAUGUUUGAUAAAGAGAUUGAUUUUGUCAUCUCAACUUUGAGAAUACAUGGGUUAAGUCUAGUAUUUUGAAAGUCUUGAGUAGUGAGUUAAAAUGUAAUGAAUUAUUGUUCCAAUAACACCAUAGUUUAAUAGAAUCUAAAAAUCUAAAAAUACUUAACUUUUUGAAUAACAAAAGAUUUAUAUGGAAUUGUAAAAUCACCACACCAAUAACACCAAACUUUUUAGAACUUUAAGAAUCAUGUUACCAAUAACACUAGAAUCUUUAAAUUCUUCAACUCUUUAAAAAUCAAUCUCCCACUAACCCCCACUUAAAGUUUCUUUACCAUACGUUAUGAAAUUCAAAUUCCAAAAUUAAAUGGCAUCACUACAUGUUUACAUGGUGACACGUGGUUUUCAUAAAGGAACAUAGCUCACGUAAACAUUGCAUAAACGUCCGUUCAGUAGCCAUGCAGUUAGUCUGAGAGCAUAAAGCUCUUGAUUUUGUUUUUCUUUCUCUUUAGAAAAGAAUUUUCGAUGUUAAGAUGAAAACAAAUGCAAGCAAACUAAAUUUGGAGGGUUUUAGUACUGUAAGUUGCUCUUUCUCAAAAACAAAGUCACACAAAUUGUAAAAAAGUUUUUUAAUAUUCAUUCAAAAAAUAAAUUUAAUAUUCAUUCAAAAAAAUGCAAGCAAACUAGAUAGUUGCUAAAGUUAAAACAACAUUUUAAUACCACAGAAAGAAUUUAUACACAUAUCUACGCAAGUCCAAUAAAACAAAGAAAACACAAACAAUCGAUCCAUACAUCAACAAACCUUCACUUACAAAACCUGAUCACAAACCUCUAUAAAUCAGUAACUCGGCUAAUCAACUUCACAAUCUCAAAAGGAACUUCCCAAACAUAGAAUGUCUUCAGUCAAAAAAAAAAAACUUCUCAAACAUGAGACUCCUUCACAAAUAAAAACAACACAACACCAACGUCAAUAACCUCGCGCUUGGGCGGGGGUUCUCCCUCUAAAAGUGUCCACAUAAACAGGUGGUGGAGCCCAAUCAAUAUUUUUUUCUUUUUUUUUCCUCCAUCGGGUGGACUUUGUGGGGUUUUGAAUUCUUUUUUUUUCUAUGUCAAGGGGGCUUUGUUUUUAGGGCUUUGUUUUUAUUUGUUUUGUUUAUUGUCUUUUUGUGAUGCAAUAGGUUUAGGGUUUGCCUUUCUCUUCGAUAUUGUUCUUCGACAAUAGGGCAUUUCCGAUUUCGCCGCAUUCAUUUUCGUAAGUCAAUCUCUUUGACUCCUCCCUACAAGUUCUCUGACGAUAACACCACUCAUCUUAACGCCUUCUCCAAAAUCCUUUAUAUAGAGCUUCACCAAGGUUAUCUCUCAUUUCCCUCUUAUUUUUUCUCCCCUUUUUUGCUUUGUUUAACUCUGUAACCACCGAUCCGAAAAAAUGACUUCAUCAGGUGCUCCAGUCGCUAACGCCGUCGUCGCCCACUCUCUUACCCUCAAUAAAACUACUCAGUUCGUUGUUAGUCAUCUCAUCCGCUUUUAGGAUUUCCAGAACGUCAAAUUUGUGUGCAUUUUAUUGAAUUAACCAAACAUUCUUAUAUCAAUCGAAUGAAGUUGUGUUACAUCCAAUGUUCCAUUCAUCACCAUUAUAGUUAAGCCGACAAAACAAAUGUUUAAAAACAGAACAACAUCCCAAACACCAAACUACACAACACAUUAACAACGUCUCUAGCCGACAAUAUUUCGUAGACUACUUAACACAACAACAACGUACCCGGCUCCGCGCUUGCGCGGGGGCUAUGCCCCUAGUUAUAAAAAACCAAUUUCAAAAGAGCGUUAUAGCUAUUAAAGAAAAUCUUCGUCAUCGGCACAUUCCAGUUGAUCCUAUUUGUCCAAGAUGCUGUGACGAUAAUGAAUCGAGUGAUCAUGCUUUCUUCACUUGCCUUUUCUCACAACAAGUCUGGCGUCUUUCAAGUUCACCUGAUUCUUUAACUACUGCCAAUGACUCUUUUUUGAAUAAGUUGGAAACUAUUUUCUCCUUUGCAUCAAAUAAUAAUCUCCCAAAUGAGCAAAAAUUAUUACCAGGGUGGUUUGGAGAUUAUGGAAAUGUAGGAAUGACUUACUUUUCAACAAAAUUAAAUAUACGGCGGAUGAAGUUAUCUCCAAAGCCCGAGCAGAUUUAAAGGAAUGGUUGGAUUCUACAGUUUCAUCGCA